GUCUUAAUUUGCUGUUUUUUUUCGAAUGAAACAUUCAGUUGCUUCUGAAAAUGUAACGAAACGAAGGUAUUUUCUUAGCUUGUGCUUUGAUGUAUCCGCGCGUGAAUUUAUCCAUGUGAAUUAUAGAUUAAGUGUAUAAUCAAGUGAUAUUCAUAAAAAAUUGAAUAAGUUCAGUUGGAGAAUUUUCCAGAGUGCGACGUUCAGAAGGAUAGUACGCUUAUACUGUGUUGAUUAAAAGCAACGAAGAAGAUACAUAAAAGGGGCUGUCAUAACGUGAAAACAAAUAAAUUUAAAUUCAUGUAGCAAGCCUCGCAAGAGCGUUCGUUCAGCGAAUAUUAUCUCUCUGUCGCGAGGCGCACUUGCAUAUUUAUAGGUCACAGAGUGUACGAACUGUGCUGGAUUAACCUACCGAGAAAACCAAUAGGAUUAAACUGAUGGCGUGCUUUGCGAAAUUUUUCACCAGAAAACACGGUUCCUUCAAUUUGCCGGAAGUGGGAAUCAGUAACGGUGGCAUUGUGCCUGUUCGAAUAAGCACUAGGAUUUACGAUGAGGAAUUUCAUCCAUCUAAAUAUGUAGUGAAUGCAAAGUCGAAUGGUAAAUUUUCACCAAAAGGAGUAGAUCGAGAGUCAGGAUUGGGUAGCCUAGAUGAGCGGUUUAAUGGCAAUAAUGAACCCACUUGCGAUACACGACCACAAAGUACACCGGCUGUACAGCCACAGAUGGUGCGGAAAACGCAAGCACCAGAAAUCAACGAUCGUAUUAGUGCUAGUUCACAAGAAAACGAUCGAAACAAUGGCUUAGAGUUGCUCAAAGAAGUUCAGCAAACAAAAAUACUCCUCCAGCUGGCUCUGGAGUCGAAGCAGCGAGAACAUCCUAGUGAUGUUGAAAGGAUACAUUUAGCCAAAUUAGACAAAGAAAUCAAGGAACUUCAAGUAAAAAUAAAUCAACAAGAAAAAUUGCGACCAGUUCAGGAAAAGUUAAUCGUUAAAGAAACAGCACCUGCUGCUGUGGAUGCCCCAGUGCCAACUACUAAUUUUGUGGCAACUCAACCGAAUCUCUCAUCGUCUAAGCCACGGAAGCAAGCUCCUGCGACACCCAAGCCGGUGCAAUUUUCGGAAAUAUCGGAAACAUCAGAUGAUUAUGAUACUAUUUCUUCCGUUAAACAAAUUGAGGAACCCGUUUCGGAGGUGUUCAGUUCAGAAGAGGACGAUCCGGUACCCCCGCAGCUACCUCCUCGACAAAACUACGAUGAUGAUGCAUGUGACACAUCGCAAGAUGAGGAACCCACACCUCCGAAGCUACCUCCUCCGAGAACGCCACCGGAAAUGGACGACUUAAUCAGCAGGACUGAUCACGCUCAGCUACGCCCCGUAGAAACUACUGUCAAACCGACUACUCCCGAACCAACUAGUGCACCACCAACGCGCAUUCCUCCGUCAGCUCCGGUGGAGAAGGAUGCCGCUGAUGAAGCCAGAGACUCACGCAAUUCUGAACCUCCACCCCGAAUCGAAGAACUUAACAGCAGCCGAACGGGUGUUUUAAAAACUAAAGUUCGUAAAGAAGGUAUACUUUCGGAAAAAACAGAACUGAAGAGCUCCCGAGAGAUUGUUAUUCCCAGUCACCCGAAACCGCGCGAUGCCGAGGUAAUGAUCAAAAAAGCAAUCACCGCUAAUGAGUUCCUGAACAAUUUGAUGGACGAGGAACGGCUGAAGGCCGUUACGGAUGCCAUGAGUCCGAUGACAUUCCCUCCCAAUAGCUACAUCAUCAAGGAGGGCGACAUUGGAGCGCACUUCUUCGUAUCGGCCAACGGAACCUACGAGGUGGUGGUAGAAAAUAAGGUCAUAAAGUCCUUCGGACGGGGUGUAGUUUUCGGUGAACUUGCCAUCCUGUACAAGGCAAAACGGUUCGCGUCCAUUCGGGUGACCACCGAGGCUAAAGUUUGGAUGCUUGAACGACGCGUGUUUCAGAAGAUUAUGAUGAAGAGCGGCCGAAAGGAGCGGGAGGAGAAUGUUAAGUUCUUGAGUACGGUGUCCAUUUUGAAGGAUCUGGAAAUCGAGAAGCUGCACAAGAUUUCCGAUUUGCUGAAAAGGGAAUUCUACGCCACAGGGUCAACGAUUAUUCAACAAGGUGAUCCUGGGGAUAAAUUUUAUAUAAUCCGCGGAGGCAGCGUUAAUGUUAUCAAAACGGAUCGAAAUGGCGUUGACAAGCUUGUGGGAACUCUACAGCGUGGGGCAUAUUUCGGUGAACAGGCCUUGCUGCACGAGGACAGGCGGUUGGCCAGCAUUAUUGCUAACCCUCCCGGCACUGAGUGUUUGACGCUAAACCGAAUAGCAUUCAAUGAAUUUUUGGGAGGUUUGGAAAAACUACGUGAAAUUAAACUGUUUGAUGAUAUGCCGCGUACUUCGGACAAUCGGAAAAUUGUAUCGGAAUACGAGCACAUCCAGCUGCACGACCUAACCUACAUCGGAACGCUGGGGAUCGGGGGAUUCGGACGCGUCGAGCUGGUGCAGUGCCGGAACCGGCAAACAUUUGCCCUCAAAUAUCUCAAGAAGAUCGAAAUGGUUCGGCAGCAGCAGCAGGAACACGCUUACAGCGAGAAGGACAUCAUGCUGAGCUGUAACAGUCCGUUCAUCGUGCGACUCUAUAAAACGUACCGCGACAAGAAGUAUCUGUACUUCCUGAUGGAAGCCUGCCUCGGUGGCGAUGUGUGGACCAUUUUGCAGAAGAGUAAAUAUUUUGAUGAACGAACGGCCCGCUUUAUGACCGGCUGCGUAGUGGAAGCCUUCGAGUAUCUGCAUAGCCGUAACAUGAUAUAUCGGGAUCUGAAACCCGAGAAUCUAAUGCUGGACGAGAAAGGCUACAUAAAGCUGGUUGACUUUGGCUUCGCCAAGCGAAUUGGGGCAAACCAGAAAACUUGGACCUUCGCUGGUACGCCAGAGUACGUUUCACCGGAAAUUAUCCUCAACAAAGGACACGACCGAGCCGUUGAUUACUGGGCCUUGGGGGUAUUUAUUCACGAGCUGCUGGUCGGGAAGCCACCCUUUCGGGGGAAAAAUCAUAUGAAAACCUACAAUGCCAUUCUGCGAGGAAUUGAUAUUAUAGAGCUACCUUCACGCAUUCCGAAAAAAGCGCAAGUACUGAUCAAAAGGCUCUGUCGGCAAACACCAGCAGAGCGGCUGGGCUACGGUAAAAAUGGCAUUGCUGACAUUAAAAACCACCCCUGGUUCGCAGGCUUCGAAUGGCAACGGUUGAAGGAUCGCACCCUGCUGGCACCGCUGGUGCGACCAAUCCAGUCCGAUACCGAUCUGUCCAACUUCGAUGAAUACCCGAAGGAUCUGGACGAGCCACCGGAUGAGACGUCCGGGUGGGAUAUUAAUUUUUAAUUCCACUUGAAUCUAUAUGGAACUAA
This is a messenger RNA of Sabethes cyaneus, 3409 nucleotides long. Its product is annotated as cGMP-dependent protein kinase 1. Gene Ontology annotation, biological process: protein phosphorylation. Gene Ontology annotation, molecular function: ATP binding; cGMP-dependent protein kinase activity. Bases 435 to 3383 code for a protein of 982 amino acids. The record is from RefSeq and is a predicted model, not a curated record. Lineage: Eukaryota; Metazoa; Arthropoda; Insecta; Diptera; Culicidae. The transcript is spliced from 9 exons.